AUGGCCACCGUCAAAGCAGUGGAGGCCCAGCCAUUGAGAUGCUACAAAUGCAUGAUGCUGGGCCACACUCGCGCGCUAUGCCCAGCGGAGGCAGAGAACGGGCGUCUCUGCUUCCGCUGCGGCAGUGAAGGGCAUAAGUCGGCAGAGUGCGAGGCCCCCUGCAAAUGCACCGUGUGUGCAACGACGGGGCGCCCACACUCACAUGUGAUGGGGGGUGCCAAGUGCACACCCCCGUCGGUGAAGGGCAAAGCCCCGUCGUCGAGCAGAGUGCCUCGCACUCAGCCCCAACCGCACGGCAGCCGUAUGGCUGAAGAGGAAGAAAUGCAGAUAUUUUAA
Messenger RNA from Papilio machaon (common yellow swallowtail), 336 nucleotides. Its product is annotated as cellular nucleic acid-binding protein homolog. NCBI's taxonomy places the organism in Eukaryota, Metazoa, Arthropoda, Insecta, Lepidoptera, Papilionidae. Gene Ontology annotation, molecular function: nucleic acid binding; zinc ion binding. Bases 1 to 336 code for a protein of 111 amino acids. The record is from RefSeq and is a predicted model, not a curated record. The transcript has a single exon.